GGAUUUUAACAAUCCAGAAAUUUAUUCUAAAGGAAUUAUGUCAAAAAAGAAAUAUUGUAAAAAAGUUGAUAUCGCUAUUUCUUAUCAUGUAGAAAAUAUGAUAAAUAAUAGAGUUCAAUAUAGAUAUUUUUAUCCUAUUUUGGGUGAAGCUAAGCUCCCAAACAUUAAUAGUGAUAAUGAUUAUAACAAACUCAAUUUAUUUAGUGAUAUCAAACUUGGCGGAAUUCAUGUGACAGAUAGUGAGAUCUAUUUUCUACAAUAUACGAGGUAUCCAAAUCAAAAAUUUGGUGUUUUGGCUGAUAUUAGUUCUUUCAAGAUUUCUUUAAAGUUUGAAGAUCAACAAGCUGGAUAUAUGAUAGAUUUUUUGUAUUGUGUAAAG
Molecule: messenger RNA, 379 nt
Organism: Dentiscutata erythropus
Lineage: Eukaryota; Fungi; Glomeromycota; Glomeromycetes; Diversisporales; Gigasporaceae
Source: the annotation of a GenBank genome assembly